UACGUUUUGUAUUGGGACUCUCCUCCACUCUCCAGUAGAUUUUGCAGUUUUAGGGCUUAAAUGACGCUUUUCGAUCAUUUGUUAUAAUUUGCUUGAAUUCCUCGUGCAUUCACCACAUAAUCACGCAUUUUCUAAACGUCAACAAUGGAUUUUCAAAACCGUGCUGGUGGCAAAACCGGCGGAGGCGGUGUCGCUUCCUGGUCGGAAAGCAACCGCGAUCGCCGAGAACGUCUGCGACAGCUCGCCCUGGAAACCAUCGAUCUGAACAAGGAUCCCUACUUCAUGAAAAACCAUCUCGGUUCGUAUGAAUGCAAGCUCUGUCUAACGCUGCACAACAAUGAGGGCAGCUAUCUGGCGCACACGCAGGGCAAAAAGCAUCAAGCUAAUUUGGCUCGUCGUGCUGCCAAGGAGGCAAAAGAGGCUCCCUCGAGCAUGCAACCGGAAAAACCCCGAGUCGAACCGAAAAAGUUUGUCAAAAUUGGACGUCCCGGUUACCGGGUGACGAAACAGCGCGAUCCGGACAAUCACCAGCAAUCGCUGCUGUUCCAAAUCGACUACCCGGAGAUAACGGACGGCAUCAUUCCCCGCCACCGGUUCAUGUCCGCCUACGAGCAAAAAAUCGAACCCCCGGAUCGCAAAUGGCAGUACCUUUUGUUCGCUGCCGAACCGUACGAAACCAUCGCGUUCAAGGUACCCUCGCGGGAGGUCGAGAAAACGGAGGGCAAAUUUUGGACCCACUGGAACAAGGAUACCAAACAGUUUUUCCUACAGUUUUCCUUCAAACUGGAACCGAAGAUUAUUCCGCCACCGCCGCCCAAUAUGCGCAUUCCAUUGCCGGGCAGGCCGAUUUUUAACUCCAUUCCCGCAACGUGGGAUUAGAUUAAGACAGGUGGAAUUACUAAACCGAAUAUG
Sabethes cyaneus is the source of this 912-nucleotide messenger RNA. RefSeq names its product splicing factor 3A subunit 2 (gene Sf3a2). Gene Ontology annotation, biological process: spliceosomal complex assembly. Gene Ontology annotation, cellular component: nucleus; U2-type prespliceosome; catalytic step 2 spliceosome. The transcript has 2 exons. Gene Ontology annotation, molecular function: zinc ion binding; nucleic acid binding. Lineage: Eukaryota; Metazoa; Arthropoda; Insecta; Diptera; Culicidae. The record is from RefSeq and is a predicted model, not a curated record. Bases 145 to 879 code for a protein of 244 amino acids.